Molecule: messenger RNA, 312 nt
Organism: Nannizzia gypsea CBS 118893
Lineage: Eukaryota; Fungi; Ascomycota; Eurotiomycetes; Onygenales; Arthrodermataceae
Exons: 2
Coding region: 1-312 (103 amino acids)
Source: RefSeq, a predicted model, not a curated record
AUGAUUGAGCAAGAGAGGCAAGGAAACAGUCUUUCCACCAGCUCCAUAGUUUCUCUACAAGACUGGUAUAAGGCCCAAAAGACCGACAACUACGAAUACGACCGUCUUUUGGAGAUAGUCAAGCACGAUUUGGAGUCUUUGGAGUUCAACAUCUACCACACUUGGAUGAAGGGAUUGAAGAAGAAGCUCUUCAAGAUGGGAAGUUACGUGCCUGGAAAGAUACGAGUGAGAACCCGACUGCUCACCAAGGAGGACGGCAAACCACCCUCCAACACCAAUAAUCUCAAGAAACUCAAUCUGGACGGAAGAUAA